CUCUUCUCCUCCUUAAGCCAUUUAUCUCCACUCUCAAGAGGGAUCCAUCAUUAAUCUUCAGAAAAACCCUCAUCCAAAAUGCAGGUUGCUGAAAUAUUGUCCGAUAUUACCUCGCUCCGAGUCUGUGGACACAAUGAGGCCCUUGCACUUGUCGGUGGUCCAGCGGUAUCCGCCAAAGAGCCGCCUGCUGAGAGUGAGACGGUUGCAGCCUCGGAUGGUCAAGCUAUCAAACAUGAAGCCUUGCAACGCGCCAAAGAGCUUGUCCAGCUACACUAUGAAGUGAAGUCUCGGCAUAUCAAUGGUGAGGUUGACGAGGAGUUGCGUCAGGCUAGGGAGGACGUCUAUCGAGUUCUGAGGGAGUUGGCGUGAGCCGAUUCAGCUUGUCGGGCCUCGCCGUGCUGUUGGUGUUUUGGUUUUGAAUCGUUCCAUCAAACCUACGAUCAUAAUAUCAUUCUUAGCAAUCUACGCGUUUUUCAGUUACGGCUACGGUGUUUUGCGGUGUUUGGGUUCCUGUCAGGGUUCAAAUACCCACAUCAGAAACCGACCAUUCUCGAAGCCCAGCGAGAAUACUUUGCGAGAUAACAGGGAAAGCGAUCGGGUAUAUUUGUCAGAGAAUUUCAUCAUGCGUGGCUGCUAAUGUGUACAAAUUCAACAAUGCGGUCAUGAGCUUCUAUGCGGCCUUCACCCUCACAGAGUUUCUUUACCGCAGCCGACUUGGCAUGAAUUCCCUCAUCGCUCAGAACGUGGAGUAAAGCCUUUGAGAAUUCCUCGGCCUUGACGCCGGGUGCUGCAGAUCGACUGCCGUUGAUUCCGAUUCCAAGCCAUUCAACCCGGGUUGCACAGUCAUAGGUGUCAAGCCAUUGGGGUAGUACAACUUGGGGAACACCGACCCUAGAACGAACGGUUAGAAAUCGUGAACUUUCUUCCGUCCAGAGUAUCGGAGAGUACUUACUUGCAUGCUUCAAAAUAAG
Molecule: messenger RNA, 971 nt
Organism: Penicillium brasilianum
Lineage: Eukaryota; Fungi; Ascomycota; Eurotiomycetes; Eurotiales; Aspergillaceae
Source: the annotation of a GenBank genome assembly